AUGGGUGGAGUGUUGGUGGUACAACUGUCAGCUACAGGUCUAGCCUACACGGUAAAGCUCAGCUCAAGUAGCCGCACCUACUUACCUUCACCACGACGCUACCACCUACCACCUUCACCACUACGCUACCGCCUACCACCUUCACCACUACGCUACCACCUGCCACCUUCACCACUACGCGACCACCUACCACCUUCACCACUACGCUACCACCUACCACCUUCACCACGACGCUACCACCUACCAACCUUCACCACUACGCUACCACCUACCACCUUCACCACUACGCUACCACCUACCACCUACCACCUUCACCACUACGCUACCACCUACCACCCUCACCACUACGCUACCACCUACCACCUUCACCACGACGCUACCACCUACCACCUUCACCACCACGCUACCACCUACCACCUUCACCACUACGCUACCACCUACCACCUUCACCACGACGCUACCACCUACCACCUUCACCACUACGCUACCACCUACCACCUUCACCACUACGCUACCACCUACCACCUUCACCACGACGCUACCACCUACCACCUUCACCACUACGCUACCCCCUACCACCUUCACCACGACGCUACCACCUACCACCUUCCCAUAUGUGUAUAA
Messenger RNA from Macrosteles quadrilineatus (aster leafhopper), 624 nucleotides. RefSeq names its product histidine-rich glycoprotein-like. Bases 1 to 624 code for a protein of 207 amino acids. The transcript is spliced from 3 exons. The record is from RefSeq and is a predicted model, not a curated record. Lineage: Eukaryota; Metazoa; Arthropoda; Insecta; Hemiptera; Cicadellidae.